UCGUUAAGUUCGUGCUAAGUUCGCGUUAGCCACUUCAAGUGUUAAGUUCGCAUUCGCGAGUCAACUAGUUGUGAACGAGCGGCUGUGAGUAUCCGCGAUGCCUGGAGCUGCGGAUGCCAAAGCUCUGGCGGCCGCCAUGCGCCAGACGCUCAACCUGCCGGCCACGCGCUUCCCGAUGCGGGCUAACGCGGCCGUACGUGAGCCGCAGCUGCACGCACGCUGUGUGUCCGCGGCCUAUGCGGAACAGGCCGAGGACGCGUCCCGGCCGCUGUUCGUGCUACACGACGGUCCGCCGUUCGCCAACGGUAGCCUGCACAUGGGCCACUUCCUGAACAAGACGCUCAAGGAUAUCAUCAACCGAUACCAGCUUCUGCGUGGUCGGCGCGUGCACUACGUGCCCGGCUGGGACUGUCACGGCUUGCCCAUCGAGCACAAGGCGCUGACGAUGCUGCAGCUCUCGGCCGACGAGCUGUCGCCCGCCCAGGUGCGCGCGCUGUCCCGGCAGUUGGCCCGCCAGGCUGUACAGGAACAGCAGAAGGACUUUGAACGCUGGGGAGUGCUGGCCGAUUGGUCCGGCGCUGAGGACAGCGUUUACUUGACCAUGAGCCCCAGCUACGAGGCCCGACAGUACGACGUGCUCAAGAAGAUGGUGCACGACGGCCUCAUCUUCCGAGGAUUCAAGCCCGUUUACUGGUCCCCGAGCUCUCGCACAGCACUGGCCGAGGCCGAGCUCGAGUACCAGGACGACCAUGUAUCGCAUGCGGCCUACAUCAAGUUCCACUUCGCCUCAAUGGGAAGCAAUACCAGUGGCCAAGCGGCAAAUGUCCUGGCCAAGUAUGGAGACACGCUGUCGGCCGUCGUGUGGACGACCACGCCCUGGACCAUCCCGUCCAACCAGGCGUUGUGUGUCAAUGCAGACCUGGAGUACGUGAUCGUUCGUCCUCGCAACGCUGACUCGGACGCGUGCUAUUUGAUCGCCAGUGCGCUACAGGAGAGCUUUGCUACGACGUUGAAGGGAGAUGCGGAGGAGGAAGUGGAGCUGGAAGUGCUGGAGACGCUGAAGGGUUCUGAUCUCGAAGGUGCGCACUUUACGCACCCGCUGGUGAACCGUGAGGCUGUAGUGCUCGUGGGUGAGCACGUCACGACGGAUGCCGGUACCGGCGUGGUGCACACGGCGCCGGGCCACGGCCAAGACGAUUACUUUGCCUGGAUGGCGCACCACACGAAGCCUGGUGAGCACCCGGACAUUCUCUGCCCGGUAGACGCGGACGGCUGCUUCACGGCCGAGGCUGGACAGGGACUUGAAGGUCUGUGUGUGCUAGACGACGGUAACAUGGCGGUUAUCGACCUGCUGAAGAACUGCGGGAACCUGCUAUCAAUCGGCGAGUACCACCACAGAUACCCGUACGAUUGGCGUACCAAGAAGCCGGUGAUCUUGCGCGCUACAGCCCAGUGGUUCGCGCGACUGGAUGCGCUUCAUGCACGCGGUAAACGUGUGCUAGAAGACUCAGUGCAGAUGGUACCGCCAAGUGCGCGUCGUCGUCUGGAGGCUACGCUAUCGAGCCGUCACGAGUGGUGCAUCUCUCGUCAGCGUGCGUGGGGUCUGCCUAUUCCAGUAUUCUACCACAAAACCACAGGCGAGCCAUUGAUCACGGAGGAGAGCAUUGAAUACCUUCAGAAUAUAGUCAAGACGUACCGUGAUGAAGGCGAGAACGGCGACGUGGAACGUGAAGGAGCUGACUGCUGGUGGGAUCUGUCCGUACGUGAAUUGCUGCCGGAUUCGUUGAAAGAUCAGGCCGGCCAGUACGAGAAGGGCACCGAUACACUGGACGUGUGGUUCGACAGUGGCAGCAGUUGGCACGCCGUGCUUCCCGGUCUGUUGGAGCCUAAUGAGGAAGGGCAGCUUCGUGCUGACGUGUAUCUUGAAGGCUCGGACCAGCACCGCGGUUGGUUCCAGUCGUCGCUGUUGACGUCGCUGGCCAUGCAAGGCACGGCGCCGUACAAGAACGUCAUCACGCACGGCUUCACGCUGGACGAACGCGGCAGUAAAAUGUCGAAAUCACUGGGCAACACGAUCGUGCCCAACGAUUUCAUCAACGGCUGCACGAUGCCUGUCCCCGUGGCCGAGAAGACCAACAAGAAGGCCAAGAAAAACAGCAAUAAGCCGGCGAAGGCCCCGAAGGUCAAGCAGAUGAAGGUGCCGGCGUAUGGCGCCGAUGUCCUUCGCUUCUGGGUGGCUACGACCGACUACACUGGCGACGUGAGCAUCGGACCAGGUGUCGUCGGCAAGGCCAGCGAUGCGCUACGCAAAGUACGCAACACGGCGCGAUUCCUGCUCGGCAAUCUGCAGGACUUCGACCCAGCACAACACGCCGUUCCUCACGACAAGAUGCCGUUCUCGCUGGACCGCUACAUGCUGCACGAGCUCAACUCGUUGGCCCAGUCUGUGACUGCAGCGUACGACGCCUUUGCGUUCAACCGCGCCCAGCACGCUCUCUCACACUUCAUUUCGACUGACCUGUCGGCGUUCUACAUGGAGGCCACCAAGGACCGACUGUACUGCGACGCGGCCGACUCACAGACACGCCGGUCCGCACAGACAGUGCUGUGGUUGUCGCUACAGGCACUUACGCGUGCUUUAGCGCCGGUGGUACCGCAUACGGCGGAAGAUAUUCGUUUGCAUUGGGAGGCACAGCUGCAAGGCGAUGUCCCGCUUGAAGACGUGCCUGGGAGUGUCUUCUUGGAGCAAGGCUGGAUGCCCAGUGCCGAGGAGUGGAAGAACGACGGCCUGGCGCGCGACUGGACUGCGAUCCGUCAGCUUCGCUUCGAGGUGAACCGCGUGGUGGAGCAGAUGCGUCAGGCUGGCCGUGUUGGCAGUCAGCUGGAGUGCAACGUGUACGUCGUGGCGUCCGAGUCCGACCCGCGCGUUGCUGAGCUGUUGUCUCCUCUGGCUCACACUUCGGAGCUCGAAGACGUGCUACUGUGCUCCAGUGUGGACGUUGUAGCGUCUGAGACGGAGAUUGAGAGUGCAGAGCAGUUCAAGGCCAACUGCCAGCUGGCCAUGGGCCCGAAUGACGCCCCGAUGGACGUCAAGCUCGUGUUGACUCCGGCCAAGGGCCACAAGUGCCCGCGUUGCUGGAAGUAUGCGUCGGAAGUAGAUGCCGCCGAGACGCAGCUGUGUUUGCGCUGUGCACAGGCCACGGAUCUGCGUAGCGUCUCGGAUCUGGCCAAGAGGUUGAUUGAGGACGCAUAGAACGGGUCGUUUGUCGGUUCAUCAAUCGUAAUAGAGCAACUUGUAUGUCAGCAGGUUGACUAACAUGCAGUUUACACUACCUGUUGGCACAGCUUGACUUGCAUCUCGUGCAGUUUACACUGCUC
This is a messenger RNA of Phytophthora nicotianae INRA-310, 3378 nucleotides long. RefSeq names its product isoleucine-tRNA ligase. Gene Ontology annotation, molecular function: aminoacyl-tRNA deacylase activity; tRNA binding; ATP binding. Gene Ontology annotation, cellular component: cytosol. The transcript has a single exon. Gene Ontology annotation, biological process: isoleucyl-tRNA aminoacylation. The coding region runs from base 98 to 3253 and encodes 1051 amino acids. Lineage: Eukaryota; Oomycota; Peronosporomycetes; Peronosporales; Peronosporaceae. The record is from RefSeq and is a predicted model, not a curated record.